GAACAGCUGUUUGGACUGUUUUUACAGACUAAGGCAGAUCGGUUAACACGUGGGGAGAUCAGGAGCGCGAUUGAAAACAUUCUGACAAUUUUUGUUCCCAUCGUGGCAGCAUCGAGGACCUUAAAACACUGUGAGUGUUUGGCGUCUUGAGGAAAUGCCAGUGCGGUUCCGCUCUGUUGUUCCCUACACAUUGCCUGGAGUACUUGUACUUAUUGGCUGGUGGUGGUACACGUCGAGGAAGAAAGAACGGAUCGACAGCCAGAGCUCAGAGGUCUCUCAAAGUCCUGUGAGCUUUAAAGACUCUCACGUAGAAGGCAGCAAUGGCCUGCUGUAUGAGGAGGAGAGCGCCGUCUUUCCAAACCUCAGCAACCAGAAUAAAGAAAAUGAAAUUAUUUCCCCCUUUCAACUGCAAGACGCUGAAGCAACAUCUUCACAGGAACACAGAGGUAAUGAUGCUAGCUUAGCACCCGCAGAAGCUCAUGCUCUGUCAAAUUUAACUCCGCCAACAUUUGGCAACAAGGAUUUGGCAGAGACGCCCCAUGAAGACCCGGACACUGAUUCAGCCCCCGCUUUAAUUGGGAAGCUAGAGAAAUGCCCAGCCAAAGAUUUAGACCUUCUUCCAGAAGCAUCGGAGGAAGCUGCUUUGCCGUCCAACGCCGCACCCUCAUCCUCAUCCAAAGACACCAGAUCCUCCACAAACACUAUAGAUGCAGAAAGGCCAGAGCCAGAAGGUGAGGUUGCUACCCAUCACAGCACUGUAAAUCCACAAGAGGAGAUUGUUUGUAUAGCUACGUCUACCAAAACACUGAGAGCGACGGCCUCAGAUGAAGAGUCUUUGGAGAAUCCCCUGCAAAUACAGGAUUUACACAAUCACAUCCUCACCAGCACCCCCAACAUCCCCACCUCCAGAGCCCAGGCCACCACCACCUCAUUAGCUAGCUCAGCUGAGAUACAAGUAGAGAGAAACACUGAAGAAAUGAAUAAUCUGGAGCUCCUGGCAGCCGGACUUAUAACCGAGGUCCUCUCUGCAGCCACCCAGGAAGUGCUUGGCGCUACGAGCUGUGAGGUUACAGCAAACGAGGAACCCAGUAGUAGAAGCAGUGCUGCUCUGGCCAGUGGCACUCUAUGCCCCCAGCUCAACUCCACAACAGGAGCCUCCCUUGAUGAUGGUCUCUCACAUGGAGAUGGAGAGCUCACCAAGGCAACAGAGAAAGAAUCUGAAGGAGAGCUGAAAGUUUGCUCUCUGGUCGAAGAAUGGGCAAAUGUUGAGACCCGGAUUCAGAAAACCAACAGUGCACAGAACGAGGCCUGGCCAACGGCGUUACGCCAAGGACAUCCAGCGCUGCUCUCUAAAUGUAGAAGUGAGGAGGCGGCGGCGCUGGCUGAAGACUCUGCCUGCAGCACAUGCCACUCUGAGGAGGGAAUCAGCAGCGAAGACCUGCAGGGCAGCACGCUAGAGAACCCAGCCGACGCGUUCAAGGUUCCGUCUGCGCAGGACGGCCGGCAGCCUCCGGCCGCAGCCGGGAGCGUCGCAAAGGAGACAGAAGAACCGCCUGAUGCAGUGUGUGACAUGAAGGGCGUAAAUGGGGACGGCCUGAGGAACGGAGCACAUGGGACAUGCGAGUUGGAUACAGAUCAGUCUGGAGGUUCUGAUGUCAACAGUAUGGACUCUGUGGACAGUGGCUGCACUAUGGGUGUUUGCGAGUCCCAAGUCAACAACGCCGCCUCUUCUUCCUCGGAACUCGUCAUCUGGGAGAUUGAGGUCCCAAAGCAUCUUGUAGGGCGACUGAUUGGGAAGCAAGGGAGAUAUGUAAGUUUCUUGAAGCAGAACUCUGGAGCAAAAAUCUACAUCUCCACUUUGCCUUACACACAAGAGUUCCAGAUCUGCCACAUAGAAGUUGGAGUCAUCUGUGCAGCUCCAGCAGUGGAUGGAGCGUGGUGGAGGGCUCAGGUCAUCACCUUCUACAAAGAAACCGACGAGGUGGAGAUCAGAUACGUCGACUACGGAGGCUACGACAAAGUGAAGAUUGAUUCACUGCGGCAAAUCAGAUCGGAUUUUGUAACACUACCCUUCCAAGGAGCAGAAGUGCUGCUUGACAACAUCACCCCACUACCAGGAGAGGAUUGUUUCUCCACAGACGCUACAACCGCAUUAGAAGAACUGACCAGAGGUGUUGCCUUGCUAGCUCAGGUCUCAAACUAUGACAACAACACGGGACUGCCCCUAGUUCACCUGUGGAACCUGGUUGGAGAUGAGGUGGUCUCGGUGAACCGCACCGUGGCAGAGAGGGGCCUGGCUGUGUGGGCGGAUGGGUUCUGAGUUCCGCUCCAGCCCAGAGGAAGUCAUGAAGGAAGCUCAUUCCUGUUGUCAGCAGCUCAUCCUGGGGAUCCCACCCACCAGGAACACCACUGAGAAGAUCGUUUCGUUGCUCUUCCACUCUUCAACCCAACGGAAAGCAGAGAGACUUUAUCCUCAGGCAAAGUCAACAGGGAAACGGCACCUCUCCAAGAUGGACUUCAGUUUUGGUCUAAAAACCAUAUAAUUUAAAAAAAAGAAGAGGUAUUGUAACAAUAAAGGCUCCAGAAUUAUAUAUUUUUUGCUCCCAUUCUAGCAUAAACCCCUGGAACAGUGGCUCAUCAUGCUGGCUUAGAGGACAGACGCAUGCAUGACGUCCUGACUGUUCUCUAGCAGGUCUGUCUGUUGUGGAACGCUGUGGGAAUGCUGGGCUGACAACCAGGCAGCUUCCUGUGGACCUUUCUAGACUGUAGUAGAGGGAGACGAGCGGACAGCCUGCCUUUCCUCCCCGGUCUUUGGUGCACGUUGGUGGACCAGCCCACAUUUACACACUUCCCAUGAAAAAGCACUCUAUUUUUUUCUUAAAAAGACUUAUUGAGUAAAAGCUGGCUCAUUAUUGAACAUUCAUGUUGUUGAGAUGUUCAGAGGUAGAUGAACGCUAUCCGACACAUUGGCUGCCGUUAGUGGAGGUUUUCUGCAGGAUCAGAAGCUUCUGAUUGGUCAACAGCAGAACUUCUAUUAAAAAAAAAGACAGUUUUCCAGGAUUAAAUAUGAAAUGAUUGAAUUCUGCUGCUCCAGGUCAAACUGACAUCCAAGCAGGAAACCUAAUGGUGUUUAUUUCUUUCACUGUCAUCGUUUUUUGAAAAUUUUUCUUUGUUAUGGUGCGUGGGUCUGAUGUCGGAGAAACGCUACUUAAAACAAAUCAUCUUAAAGCCGCCAUUUAAUUCUGAGCUACCAUAAACCUUAAUGAAAUCCCAGUUGGUGCCGGAGCUCCUCAGCAGCUCAAGUUUCAGGUUGAUUCGUGGAUAUUAGACCAGAAAAGAUUAAAAAAACUGAUUUUUAAAGUCGACUUUGAUCCAAAAUGGUGUUUUUUGGAUGAGGCUGUAGUGUUAACCAGAAAUAUAUUGAUGUUAUUGAAAAAGUAAAUCAAUGCAGAAAAGUCCUGAACUAAAACUUGAAAGUUGUUUGUUUUUCUAGAUUUACAUUUGAUCCUCAGAUCAAUCCUUAUUUAUAGUUGUUCCCAUGGUACCGUUCCAGCACUAAAACCAGUUACCCCAGAAUGAAACAUCUUAAGCAGCCGUGCAUCAGGUUGCAGGAAUGUAAGAGUAGGAAGUAUGAAGCUCAGCCUGCUGUGGAUCAACACUGACCCCUGGUCAGCCUCGGUGAAACGAGCCGCUGAUCUAAAGGGACCCCUCCACAGAGGGAGUCACACUAAAACGCUGCUGCUCUCAGAACAGUGAGGACCACUUUAAACCCAACCGUUUGUCAUCAUAUUUCCUGUGACAGUUUCAGAUCUUCCCUGUGCAAUAAUGCCUACUCUAGUAAAUGAUGCGCUUCUAAUUUGAUGCAGCUACUGUAAAAGAACUGAAACUGACGUUCUGGCAAUAAGGCGGCUUUGUUUUCAUUUACUCUGAGGGGUGGAGUCGCCAUGGCAACGGGAAACAUGUUUUCUAUUUGACGUUUAAAAUCUGUUUCACGAUGGGCUUUAUUUAGCCGCUGAUAAAAACAGGUUAGUCGAGUGAAACGGAAGGAAAAGUGACUCAGAAGCAGAAAACGAGUUAUUGGAUCGGCACGGUGUUAUGUGUCUUCGGACCUGUCAGACCCGCGGCUGCUUUCAUUCGCUUUGUCUGUCUGUCUGAAGAGUCCAUCGCUCAGCACUGAAGAAUCUGUCAUGGCUCUGCUCAUUUCUCUGUAAAUAAGAUGGGACUAAUUUUCUGCAGCGCUGGAGAAUGAGACGGUUGUUUUGUUUUUUGUUUUGUUUUUGUCUUUUCUGAGUCCCCCCCCCACCCCACCCAUUGCAUUUUCAAUCAUGAAACCGAGGAUAGCAUAACUAGACGACCUCUAAUUGGAUCUAAAUGGGGGUCAAAACAGCUAUAACUGAAGGCAUUUCAAUAACCUGUACAUAUCUGACUUUGCUAGGAUCACUUGACGUUUGAUUUGAUUGUACAGAUCCAAAAGGGAAAUAAUAAAGUUAUUAAGUGUUUAUGGU
Cyprinodon variegatus (sheepshead minnow) is the source of this 4505-nucleotide messenger RNA. RefSeq names its product A-kinase anchoring protein 1 (gene akap1b). Gene Ontology annotation, molecular function: RNA binding. The record is from RefSeq and is a predicted model, not a curated record. The transcript is spliced from 9 exons. Lineage: Eukaryota; Metazoa; Chordata; Actinopteri; Cyprinodontiformes; Cyprinodontidae. Bases 155 to 2320 code for a protein of 721 amino acids.